AUGAUGAUGACGACACCUGUUGCAGAUUGGGAACAUCUUCUUUCUGACGAUUGCCGCGGCGAUCGGUUGCUUGACGAAGUCUGCUACUGCCGCUAUCACCAGAUUCCAAUCCCCAUCCUGGACGAUCUGGUGCGAAAGGCUCUUUACGGUGGUGCCGGAGGCGGCGGUGGAGGCGCAGAUGAGGUCCUCACCUCUUUCUCCGAUGCCAAGGCCGGCAAGGCCAUCGCCAGGGCCUCGGCAGAGAAUUUGAGGGGCAAGUGCACAGAAGACUACUGGGUGGCCUGGCCGGCCUUGCUGCACGGGCUGGGGGCCUUUGAGGCGAUCCCGAAGGUGGCAGAGGCCCUGAAGAAGGGCCCGGGCACUUGGGACCGGAAGCCCCUGAAGAAGGCCAAGGCCAACGAGCUGGAUGGUCUCCUGGCAAAGCUGGCAGAGCGGCCUGAAGCAAGGAGCGAUGCAGUCUGGGCGGCUUUGCGCACCAUGUCCAAGGAGCUCUUGGACGUGACGCCAAAGUCGAUGAGGGAAUCGUUAGCCUCGCGCGUCGCGCUCAAAAGCACCAAGCCGCCCGAUGGGAAGCCGGUCGUGGAGGAGGAGCCUGAGAAAGAGGCGCGACUGGAGUGGCCCCGGUUCUGUGCAUUCCAGGCUCUUGGAGCCAGUUUCAGUCGAAGCGCACAAGCAGAUUUUUGA
Molecule: messenger RNA, 684 nt
Organism: Symbiodinium sp. CCMP2456
Lineage: Eukaryota; Dinophyceae; Suessiales; Symbiodiniaceae
Source: the annotation of a GenBank genome assembly